AUGACCCUAGAAGCAAGUGGUGGUGGUGUUGAUAUGGGCAUAAUUGCCAAAUUAUCGGAUAAAGUUGGAGCACCCGAAGCGGCCAUACGCCUAUUGCUUACUCUAAUAGCAGGCUACCCGAUUGCAUUUAUUUAUCGCUUCUUAAUCCAACCACAAUCUUCAAAGCCCGUACAUCACAUUUUCUUUUCCCUGUGCGGAUUUGGUUUGUGCUUUUUCAAUUAUGGCCUAAAUACUUAUCAUUCAUUGGUGUGUAUUUGGAUUACGUAUUUGUUGGUGCGUCUAUUACGCCAUUCGCCCAACCAUUUGGUGGGUGUGAAUUUCACAUUUCAAUUGUUGUAUCUCUUGACGGGCUAUUAUUUUACGGAAAGCAAUGAAUACGAUAUACUGUGGACAACACCACAUUGUGUGCUGACAUUACGAUUGAUAGGCUUCGCCUUUGAUGUGGCAGAUGGUGUAAAGCCUAAAGAGAAAUUAUCCAAAGAUCAAUUGGAAUGUCAUUUGGAGAGGACACCGUCGUUGUUGGAAUUAAUGGCCUAUGCCUAUUUUCCGGGAUCAUUUUUAAUUGGUCCCCAGUUUCCUUUUCGACGUUAUCAACGUUUCAUCAAUGGAGAAUUUAUUCAGUACAAGGGUUUUGUUAAGACAGGGCUAAUACGUCUCGCCUUGGGAUUGGUGUAUUUGGCUGUGCGUCAGGUGGGGGCCAUGAUGUUGCCGGAUAACUACUUCCUCACGGAUGCCUAUCGUAAUCAACCAUAUGUGUGGCGUUUAAUCUAUUUGGGUCUAUGGGGUAAAUUUUCCCUAUACAAAUAUAUUUCGUGUUGGCUGCUGGCCGAGGGGGCCCUUAUGUGUUUGGGUUUCACCUAUAAUGGCAAAUCCGCCGAUGGUAGUGAUGAUUGGUACGGCUGCUCAAAUGUGAAAUUGUAUCUACUGGAAACCGGCAAUACCAUGGAACACUAUGUCAAAUCCUUCAAUGUCAAUACCAAUCAAUGGGUGGCCUCCUAUGUCUAUAAACGUUUAAAGUUCCUGAAUAACCGGGAAAUUAGUUAUGGUGCCGCCUUGGGAUUUUUGGCUGUGUGGCAUGGUUUCCACAGUGGCUACUAUAUGUCAUUUUUCAUUGAGUAUAUGAUUGUGACAACAGAGAAGCAGGUUGAAGAUCUCUACAAAAAAGACAUUGUCACAAAUUACCCCAGUUUGGUCAAUUCUCUGCUUUUUAAACUGCUCAAGUUUAUAGCCUUGAAAUCGUAUAACCUCAUCUACAUGGGCUGGUGUUUAACUCCAUUUAUUUUCCUAAGCUAUGAUCGUUGGCUAGAGGUUUUCAAGGCCGUCCAUUAUUUUGGAUUUAUCUACGUUGCCCUAUGGAUGGUAUUCUUUAAGGUCUACAAGAAGUUGAAAGCAUCCCACAAGAAAUCCCAAGAACGUGUACCCAGCCGUGCCACAGAUCUAUCGCCCACAAUCAACGAAUCUCAAACGAAGGAUAGUGGCGGUAGUAAGGCCACUGAUUUGUCACCAAAUAUGCAAGAUAAUAAAAAGGAUAAAUAA
Musca vetustissima is the source of this 1536-nucleotide messenger RNA. RefSeq names its product lysophospholipid acyltransferase 5 (gene nes). The record is from RefSeq and is a predicted model, not a curated record. Gene Ontology annotation, molecular function: 1-acylglycerophosphocholine O-acyltransferase activity; lysophospholipid acyltransferase activity. Gene Ontology annotation, biological process: phosphatidylcholine biosynthetic process; lipid modification. The transcript has 4 exons. NCBI's taxonomy places the organism in Eukaryota, Metazoa, Arthropoda, Insecta, Diptera, Muscidae. The coding region runs from base 1 to 1536 and encodes 511 amino acids. Gene Ontology annotation, cellular component: membrane.